Molecule: messenger RNA, 1683 nt
Organism: Alternaria alternata
Lineage: Eukaryota; Fungi; Ascomycota; Dothideomycetes; Pleosporales; Pleosporaceae
Exons: 10
Coding region: 1-1683 (560 amino acids)
Molecular function (GO): ATP-dependent chromatin remodeler activity; ATP binding
Source: RefSeq, a predicted model, not a curated record
AUGGCACUGGACUUCAUCGCACAACGGGAAAGUGGUGAACCUUCUUUGGAGCUUACCUUUUGGCGAAAAAGGCGUAGAAACGGCGAAACCUAUUUCCAGCACGUAUUGACCAAGUCUGAGGCUCCCGAGUGUCGAGAGGCGAGAGGGGGUAUCCUUGCAGACGACAUGGGGCUGGGCAAGUCGUUGACGAUGCUAUCGGCCAUCGCCAGCUCUCUUCAAGACGCAGAGACUUUUGCGAAACAGUCGUCAAACGUCCUGACGCCUUCGCGUGCAACCUUGAUCAUCAUCCCUUCCACAACUUUGAUCGACAAUUGGAUUGAUGAGAUUCGCACACAUACGUAUCCACACAAAAUCACAUUCCACAAACACCUUGGUGCGGAACGACAUGCAGAAACACACUUUCUUUUCGAAAAAGACGUUGUCUUCACCACUUAUGCCACAGCCUUGGAAGACACCAAGAGAAGUCCGUCGCCAUUAUCUCGAAUUCAUUGGUUCCGCAUCGUAUUGGAUGAAGCUCAUAAAAUACGCAAUCAGAAAACCAAGAUGUUCAAGGCAAUCCAAGAGCUUCCAGCACAUCGUCGUUGGUGUCUUACUGGGACGCCCAUACAGAAUCGUCUCGAAGAUCUGGGCAGUCUGGUCGCCUUCCUUCGACUCACAGAGCUGGCACGCAUAUCGACUUUUCGCACAUACAUCAUCACACCAACGCUGAAUGACGGGAGAAAUCAGUUCGCAAAUUUGCAGACAGUGCUGAGAACUAUCUGUCUCCGGCGAACCCGAGAAAUCCUUGGCUUACCUCAGCCGAUAGCCCACCCACGGUUAAUCAGAUUCUCCUACGAGGAACGUCGUCAGUAUACUGACCUAUACGAGCACUAUAAAAGACAGGUCCAGAUGGCCGUUAGCGGAAACGGCAGAUACGCUUCUACUACUCUUCAGUCUAUCCACGAACUGCGUCUCUUCUGCAAUAAUGGCCCAAGAAAGGUGCAAGAUGAGCUGUGUAAGUCAGACGAUGAGAUGCUCUCUUACCUGCUUCAGCUUGAGGAGAACGAAUGCGCCAAGUGCACGACCAGUAUCUUCUGCAUCGACAAGGUGGACGGUCGAGAUCAAGAACUCUCUAGUGCGGCAAAUGAAGUUGCGCCGUCUUACCCAUCCAAACUGAUCGCUCUUCUCGACGACAUAAAACAAGCGCCUAGGAACAAAUGUAUCGUCUUCUCUGGUUGGAAGAAAACUUUAGAUCUUACGGCUCAACUCCUCACUGGAGCUGGUUUGAAACAUGACAUGAUUCACGGAAGUCUAAGCUUGAAGCAGAGACUAAAAGUGCUAAUGGACUUCAAAUCUCCUAUGGGGGCGAAUAUCCUUCUGAUGACACUGGGUACGGGCGCAGAAGGGCUUAAUUUGACCGUGGCGACACACAUAUACUUGCUUGAGCCGCAAUGGAACCCUUUUGUUGAAUUGCAAGCGAUGGCAAGAGCGCAGCGUAUUGGACAGACCAGACAAGUGGUCUGCGUACGUUAUGUGACGGAAAGUACCAUUGAGCAGAGCGACAUACUGAAUCGGCAAAAAACGAAGACAAGACUCGCCGGUGGAGGUUUCAAAGAUCAGAACAUGAACGAUUCACUACAAUUCUUUGGUGUUAAUGCAACACACAUGCAAAAUAAUGCUGCGAAGUAUCGACGUCAUGCCUGA